UAAACCUCUUGUAGCUGUUUAUAAUUGGAGUUUUGGUUUAGUUUGAGACAGUCAUUUGUAAACUUCAGAAUAACCAAAUGUUGCGUGUAAUAUGAAUGAAACGCACACAGAUGUGAAUGUAUGUGAUAGAUGUCAUUAAGGGUAGAUGGCAGGACAGUCCACAUGACAUGUAUUGUUUUAAGGUCCUAGCUCAAGUCUAAUUUUCGCAACCCAUGUUUUCUGGAGGUUUUUUUGUCCACUAGAAAUGUGUAGUGUAGCAUUCUAGUGUAGUAGUAAUGUUUACGGUGGUUGCAAUAGACUAUCUAUAUCCCAUCCCCCACUUCUCCAAGCACAGGGUUCAUUUUCUCUUUUUCUAUCCCACUCACACAGACAUUUCUCACCCCACUCCCCCCACUCAGGUUGUGUACUAGGACAUUUUGUACUAAUUGUUGAGAGCAUAAUAGUGGCCCAUGAUGGCCAGUCUGAGGAGUUGAAAGGUUAGACAUGUGCCUUAGUCUGACACUAAUGUAGUAUAUAGGCUAUCAAAAUUUCAGUUGUCGAUUCCAGUACCAGUGAAAUUUCCAAAUAUUCAAUACUAAUUUCAAUACCACACCACAGAAAAAAAUGAAAGUAAUUAUUAAAUAAUUAUUAAAUUUAAUAAUUUUUUCUUGUAUUGUUGUUUAAUAUUAACAACAUAAUUAGAGGUCGACCGAUAAAUCGGUUUUGUCGAUUAAUCAGCACUGAUAACAGAUUUCUGGAACUGUCGGUUAUCGGCAAAAAUACACCGAUAGUUUUUCCCCAUUGCGUCUGGUGCUGAAGCAGCUGGGAAGUGUCUGCUGUCGUUCUAGAGGCGAAAUAAAACUAUCACUUCACCGAUGGCUUGUGGUGUUUGUUUUGACACAUGAGACUACAGUCUGCAUGGAGCGGAACACUUCGGAUGCGGAUAUAAAACAUCAACAACGAAAAGGCACUUUGGUCAUCAUGUUUAUUGUUCAGAAGAGAUUCCCUCUGGCCCAGGACACCCUGCACAGGAUGACAGCCCUUACACAACGCAGGAACCGGGGACUGACGAAAAGGUUGAAGACGAAAAGACGACACAUACUCAGUCAUCGCACGACAUGGGGCUGGAGACGAAGACAGAGAACGCAACAUUAAAAGAAGCCUCAUUGCACUCACAAGACUCCCCACACGAAGAGAAGCAAGAACAGACUGUGAAUCUAGAGGAGGUGGUGGAGGAGGCUCAGAUUAAUCUUGAAUUGGCUCUUCCCGAGCCAGAACAAAAACAACAACAGCAGCAGCAGCAGGAGCAUGAGCAGGAACCAGAACCCCAGAACACCCAACAACCAGACCAACCACCAACACUCACACAGCCCCAAACACCGCAUCCUUCAUCCCAACCCCAGCCAGACCCUAAAGCUCUACAGACCACUGCCACAGAGGACCAGGCUGACCAUGCCUCUGCUGCUCUAACCCCUACCGAGACCGACCCACAGGCUGAAGACCCCUCCGGACCUGCUGCUGAUCUCCAGAGGAGCCCAGAAUCAGUCUCACCUACCUCAGUCACCUCCUCUGAGAGCUCCUCCAGUGGACUAGAUGUUCCGCGUGCUGGUGCCCCUGUAGAGAACUCUAGUGCCAGUCAGUGUGAGGUGGGCUCUGUGCCCCCCUUCAGCCAACCUCUGCCCCUGGGCAACUUGCCCAUUAGUGUUGUGGAGGAACAUACGGAGGAUAAGUCCAGCAUGUUGGGACAGAGCACAGAGACCAUUGCUGACCCAGCUGCCUCUCUGGUCCCGAGUGAGCUGGAUCUCACAGAGCUGGAGCCGACAGCCAACAUCCCUCCACCUCUAGAGCAACUGCAGGUGGUGGACCAUGACAAAGUGGCUGAAAGUCCUGUACCUGUACCCACUAAAGAUGACAUCCCCACAUUCGAUGAGUGGAAGAAGAAAGUGAUGGAAGUAGAGGAAAAGAAAAGUCAGUCUCUGCACACGUCAUCAAAUGGCAGUCCUCAUCCAGUGAAAAAGGUCCAAAAGAAUUUCAAGAAUAACUACGCUUCAGUGGAGUGUGGGGCCAAAAUCCUCUCGGCUAACAAUGAGGCCAAGAGCACAUCUGCCAUCCUGAUGGAGAAUAUGGAUCUGUAUAUGCUGAACCCCUGCAGUACUAAGAUCUGGUUUGUUAUUGAGCUCUGUGAGCCAAUCCAGGUGAAGCAGUUGGACAUUGCAAAUUUUGAGCUGUUCUCUUCUACGCCGAAAGAUUUCCUAGUGUCCAUCAGCGAUAGGUAUCCGACCAAUAAGUGGAUCAAGCUGGGCACCUUUCAUGCCCGUGAUGAACGCACAGUACAGAGCUUUCCUCUAGAUGAGCAACUCUAUGCCAAAUAUGUCAAGAUGUUCAUCAAGUACAUAAAGGUUGAGCUGCUCUCCCAUUUUGGAUCUGAACACUUCUGCCCCCUCAGCCUUAUCAGGGUGUUUGGCACCAGUAUGGUGGAGGAGUAUGACGAGAUAGCCGACUCUCAGUACACCUUAGAGAGAGCCGAGUAUCUAGAUGAAGACUAUGACUUUCAUUUGACAGAUUACCCUCCCGGCUACUUGCCAUCAGAGGACAAGACAUCAAAGAAUCUGCUGGGCUCUGCCACAAAUGCGAUCCUGAACAUGGUGAACAAUAUUGCAGCAAAUGUUCUGGGAGGGAAACCAGAGCUCGAGAUCAGAGCUGAAAUGGAAGCAAACGUGUCCUCUGGGACAGAAAACGUCACCCAGAUGUCAGCAGAAACCACACUUACUCCGGAACCCACCCCCACUGAACAACCAGCUAUGCUGGACCCUCUUGAGUUAGAUCCCACUCUAGUGAAAGAGGACUCUGAGGUUCCUGAUCUCGUAGCUUCUUCAGUUCCUCCCCAUGAGGAGAGCCGAGUCGUCAUCCUCAUUAAAGAAGAGGAGGACGAGGAGGCCCCCCAACCAACAGUGACCCUGCUGGAGGAGGACAUUGAGGAGGAGUGGAGACAAGCAUACAUCUGGGAGAAAGAGAGUGCCUUUUACUGUGGGCACCUCUCAACUUUGUCCUGCUUGGCAUCUUUGCACGAGCACAUUUAUUGCUACUGUUCAGCAGCUUUAGCACUACGCCGCCAGCGUAGAGACUGCCGCCACAAAGCACAGCGCACGCAACCUGACACAGACACACAAACUGCUCCUCAGCAGCCCCUCCCUGCCACCACCGCGACCCAAGAGACCCCUGUGCUCUCCGAGGAUCUUCCAGAAGCAGAGCGGCCCUCUCAGGCGCAAGCCGAGAGAAUUUCACCCACUGAAACCGUAACCGCUCCGACUCAGCCUUCCAGCGGAGAGUCCUCGGUCACCAACCAGCUCCCACCUGAAACCAUCCUGUUGGAGCCCAGUCGCACCUCCACCCUUCACCCACACAGCUUCUCUGACACCCCCACCCAAAGCAUCCCCGAGUCCCUACCACCGGAAGAGCCCAUGGACCAGCGUCCGCAGUAUCUGGAGAACAUCCCAGAGACCCGUACCCCUGUCAGCAUCUGCAGCAGCACCAGCAGUGCCCCGACUCCCAGCGCCACCUCCUCCAUGCUCACCUCCACCACCACUGAACAUCACAGCGUGGAGACGGAACACUCCAAACUGGAGCUCCUCAUCCCCACCAAAGAGCAGCCAGUUCAGCCACUGCCCACCCACACUCGGCCUGCUGAUAUCCCGCCUCCUACUGAGCUCCCCGUCCCAGUUCCAGAGGCCUCUGACAACGUUAAGGCCACAGGGGUGGAAGACCCACACCACGGUGCUGUGGCUUCCCAACCAGAGGUCUCUGAAUUCCCUCCGUCUCAACAAGAGGAGACUGUAGACGACAUUCUGCUCAGCCAGACAGGACCACACCGGACUGCUGGAGAGUUUUAUGCAGAACAGCCAAAUGCAGAAAUUGGCCAUGGGAAUGGAAACGGCAAUGGGAAUCAGGUGCAUGGAUCCAACCAGAAGGAAUCAGUGUUCAUGAGACUGAAUAACAGAAUUAAAGCACUGGAGAUGAACAUGUCACUCAGCAGCAGAUACCUGGAAGAGCUUAGCCAGAGGUAUCGUAAACAGAUGGAGGAGAUGCAGCGAGCUUUCAACAAGACCAUCAUCAAACUGCAGAACACCUCCAGAAUUGCAGAGGAGCAGGACCAGAAACAGACAGAGUCUAUUCAGAUGUUACAGAGCCAGCUGGAGAAUGCCACCAAGAUCAUGUUGAACCUGUCUGCCACUGUUGCCCAGCUACAGAGAGAGGUGUCUGACAGACAGAGUUAUCUGGUGCUGUCUCUGAUCCUGUGCCUGAUGCUGGGUUUUCUGCUCUGUAUGCAGUGCUACAGGAGCUCACCCAAUCACAACAGCAGCUCAACCAUUCCCAUGAGCAACCAUUACCCCAGCCCUAAGAGGUGUUUUUCCUCAUAUGAUGAUAUGAGUCUGAAACGGAGAGUGUCUUGCCCUCUUGUCCGUUCUAAGUCAGUUCAGCUGCCUACAUCAGAAGUAGGUCCUGAUGACUUGUACAUUGUAGAACCUCUAAGAUUUUCUCCAGAGAAAAAGAAGAAACGCUGCAAGACAAAAGGAGGAGACAGAGUGGAGACGCUCCGGCCUUCUGUCCCCACGCAGACGGACACUAACUGCGGACCCAAGUGCAACGGUGAAUCUUCUCUUCACUUCCUGCCUUCGGGAUUCGACGGCUACACGUCCACCUGCUCAUCAUCCAGGGACUGGGCGUCGGAGGGCAGCUCCGAAAGCUUCGUCUCUACGCUGUCUGAGGAGUCCUUCAGCUGCACUCCCUCGAUGAAUGGCCAUGACCCCGCCCUCUGCAACGGAGAUGUCCCGCCCAUCAUCCCUCCCUCCAAGAGCAAGAUAGAGAAGAAGUCUCUAAAACAGCGGCGGUUGAAGAAUGCCGAGCAGCAGGAGGGGCAGUUUGGGGGGGAAAUACUGCACACACCCCUUCCCGUAACUGUGGGUGUCAUGCCGACGCUGGAGGAACUCAUGAAGGGAAAGGCAGAACUGGGCGUGACCACAUUUGGAAGGACAGCUGUAACGGGACGAGUUUGAUUUUUUUUUUGUAGCUGUGUUACUUAGUGAGUCACUUCACCGGUAUCCUAGAACCCGCUUUCGUGCUGCCACCUUUCUUUUACUUCCUUAAGCUCACCUUCAUUUUGGAUCGCUCCAGUGCAGUGGUGAUCCUGGCUUCAUCUUUCCCCACAUCACUACAUCCUUUUCAGAACUCCUGGUUUAUGUGCCUUUUUAUUAAUUUGAAAAUCCUCACAAUGUAUGACCACCAGAAAUCUGAAGGAUCCUUGUUGUUAUUCUCUUUAACAGGGUUUUUUUUAAAAUUAUUAUUCUGGUAAAAAAUAGGACUGAAACUUAGCAAGUGUGAAUUAAACUUAAUUUAAUGUCCUCCUAUCCUCUGUACUGGACUGUUUAUGUAGUGGAUGUUAACACUGACUGAGAGGGGAAAGGUGAACUGUCUGAAUCCAGCAGUCCUUCUCCAGCCCCUCCUCCACAGAACAUAACACUGUUGCUCCUGGAGUCUGGGAUGGCGCUCUUUCAAAUUACACUAACAUGACCUCAGGUGUCCAUUUCUUUUCUUUCAUCCCCCUUCACUCUCUGACUUUUCCUUGUUGGUGAUGAAAGUGAUCGUGUCUGUCUUUUACGUGUGAGUGCGUAACGCAUGCCAGUCAUUCUGUGUGGUUGGUUUGUGGGACCAGUGAUGUCACAAAGCACAGGGCUUCAAUCCAGUGAACAGAGCUGAAUGAAGUACAGAUCCAGUCCUCUUUCUUGUUGUCUUCUCUAUUUCUUAUUCAUCUGUCUUUUACAGACAACUUAUGUAUAAGUUCCUCCAAAUUGCACUCUAGUGUGACCAACAAACCCAAACUGGGCCUGAACGAACACAUGCAUAUACACACUUGCAUUUAUACAUAUACAUCUAUGAAUAUUUACAUAUUUUCACACCCCCAACAGCACCAUCAUGUGCUCAGUCUCCAGCUCUUUCAAAUGUUUACAGCUUGUUAUGUGUGUUUAGUAGAGCCAACUUAAGAGAAAGAGACUAGUUCGUCAUUUAAAAACACUUUCAGACAUACAUUUGUUAAUUCUUCCACACUUUAUAUGUACGCAGGGAGUUUGUAGGGGACUUUGUUAUUUUAAGAGAUGAUUAUUUAUGUAUUUAUUUAUUUAAAAGUGACCUGGGCUCUAUGAGAUCACGGUCAAGUGACAAACGAGCUGCAACCUCCAUAUGUAGAGCUCUCAAGUUUUAAAGAUGCAAGCGGUAAGUUACACAUACCUUCCUGUUCUCCAAAAUUUUUUUUUUUGAUUUUGAUUGAGAAAGCUGGAUUCUGAGUCACUUUACACUUUCUGAAUACAUUUUGACUUCUUUAAUGACAUUAUUAAUUUUGAAUAUUAUUUAAUUUAUUCAUUUGUAUCAAAAUCUAAUAAAUAUUUUAAAAAAAUACAAAAAUAAUUGUUUCUAAUGCUCAAAAGCAUAGUUAACCCAAAAAUUUGAAUUUUCCUUAUCAUUUACUCAAUCUCAUGCCAUCCCAGGUGUGUAUGACUUUCUUUCUUCUGCAGAACACAAGAUUUUUAGAAGAAUAUUUCAGCUCUGUUGGUCCAUACAAUGCAAGUGAAUGUUGACUGAAACUUUGAAGCUCCAAAAAGCACACACAGGUAGCAUAAAAGUAAUCCAUAUGACUCCAGAGUUUAAAUCUAUAUCAUCAGAAGCGAUAUGAUAGGUGUGGCUGAGAAACAGAUCAAUAUUUAAGUCAUUUUUUACUACAAAGCUCCACUUUAACAUUCUUCUUUUGUAUUUGGCGUUUCACAUUCUACAUGCAUAUCGCCACCUACUGGGCAGGGACAAGAAUUUAUAGUAAAAAAGGACUUAAUGCUUCUGAAGACAUUAAUCACUGGAGUCGGAUUACUUUUAUGCUGCCUUUAUGUGCUUUUUGGAGUUUCAAAGUUCUGGCCACCAUUCACUUGCAUUGUAUGGACCAACAGAGCUGAAAUAUUCUUCAAAAAAUCUUAAUUUGUGUUCUGCAGAAGAAAGAAAGUCAUACACAUCUGGGAUGGCAUUAGGGUGAGUAAAUGAGAGAAUUUUCAUUUUUGGGUGAACUAUCCCUUUAAUGUUAUCAUGGAGAUGUCAGAAUUUUAUAAGCACAUCUGAUUGGCUCAGCAUCUGAUUGGUUAAAUUGGAUGCUAGAGGAAGCUGAAUCUGUGAUUGCUGUUCUUUUGGAUCUGUUCUGACAAGCUCUGAAUUUGUUUCUGGUUUUGAGAUAAAUUGUAAGAAAGCCAGAGUUCUCAUCUUUGUGCAUAUUAUAUGCAUGUGUCCAGCAAAGCAACUGUUCGAUUUGUCUUUUCUGUGAUCCACAAUCUAUCAUGUAUGUGUAAUGCUUAUAUGUAAUGUGUGUCCAGCAUCCUCUCUCUUCAACUCUCCACACACUCCAUGCUGCUCUUAACACACUUUGUGUGUGUGUGUCCACAGGGUCGUAGCAAGGAAUUCUGGGCCCCAUGAAUAUACAAUCUUUACCACCUUUCACCCCACUAGCUACGGCCCUGUGUCCACUGCUUGCUUAAAUGUUUGAGACUAUUUAUCACGUGAAUAGGCUGAUUGAUUGGUCAUAAAUGUUUUCUUUCAUGCAAAUGGUUCCAUCAUUGACCAUUUAUCAAACUGUGGGAUUAAAGCAUAUUAAUUUAAGUUUAAAUAAAAGGGAAAUAUUGGGAUGGUGUAGAAUGGACCAUCUCUGCGUGAGACUCUGCUGUGAUUCUUCUUACUACCUUUUAUGAUUUUUUUUUUUUAUUUGUAUUUAUGUUAAUUGAUCUAUGCUUGUGGAGUUGUUUUUGAGUGUGUAAGGAUGUUUUCUCUACCAGUGUGUAUGUUGAAAAAUAUUUGGAGAUUAAUCUUUCCAGUACCCCAGUUAGUAUAGACCUCUGCGUGUCUCUGUGACGCAGACUCUUCUGUGCACUUUGGAGAACCAACUACACAUGCCUUUGUUUUUCUACACCACACCUCGUACAAUUGCUUUUUUCUUAGUAGGGCGCCCUCUAGUGGCCAAAGUUCGUUGUAUUAAUCGUCCGUUAGGUGGCGCCCAAAUUCAAUCUGAUCAUGUUUGAGGAUGAACAGCACAGUAUUUUAUUUUUUGUUUUCCAGAAGCAACUGUAACUAGAGAGGUGUAGUGCCAUUAGAAACUGUGAAUUUAUUAAUAAAACACUUUGUUGUCUUCA
This is a messenger RNA of Myxocyprinus asiaticus (Chinese sucker), 8192 nucleotides long. RefSeq names its product SUN domain-containing ossification factor-like. Lineage: Eukaryota; Metazoa; Chordata; Actinopteri; Cypriniformes; Catostomidae. The record is from RefSeq and is a predicted model, not a curated record. Bases 1098 to 5033 code for a protein of 1311 amino acids. Gene Ontology annotation, biological process: regulation of bone remodeling; protein folding in endoplasmic reticulum. Gene Ontology annotation, cellular component: membrane; cytoplasm. The transcript is spliced from 24 exons.